AUGCCGCCGUGUGAUCGGCUUUAUCAUCUCACUGGUCCCAAGAAUCACAUCCGGGCUGUCCUUCAAAUGCUCCUGCAGAACCAUCUGUAUGUCAAAGCCGAAAAGUGUGAGUUCCACGUUACCACUAUCUCCUUCCUGGGAUUCAUACUAUCAGCCAGUAGCAUACAGAUGGAUCCUGCCUGCCUCCAGGCGGAGAAGGACUGGCCAUGUCCUGAAUUCCGCAAGCAAAUGCAAAGCUUCCUGAGCAUUGCCAACUUCUACCGGAGGUUCAUCAGGGGGUACAGUUCUGUUGCCACACCCCUUCAUCAGCUCACCUCCUCUCUACGCAUGUUCAUCCUGGUCACCAGAGGCAGAGCAGGCCUUUCAGUAGUUAAAGGACCUCUUCACUUCGGCUCCUGUCCUGUCCUGACCUUCCCGUCUCUUUAG
Molecule: messenger RNA, 426 nt
Organism: Pangasianodon hypophthalmus (striped catfish)
Lineage: Eukaryota; Metazoa; Chordata; Actinopteri; Siluriformes; Pangasiidae
Exons: 1
Coding region: 1-426 (141 amino acids)
Source: RefSeq, a predicted model, not a curated record